GGUUUGAUACGCUAGUGAAAGCACGUUUUGAGCAUUAGACACUUAAGUUAACGCUAUUACAAAAAGAUAACUUGAAAUCUCUACUUCAGAUGUGAAUGAUUUGCGAGUGUUUGACAUACUGAUAAUUUGACUUUGAUCGAAAACCGCUUCUACUUAACAAAAACCUCGAGUUUACACAAUCACUGCUCGUGUGGUAGAAUAUCUGUCGUCUAUUUAUAUUGAUAGCUCAAUCUGCGAGUGACACCGUCAGAAACGUCUGAUUGUUUCUGAAAUAUCAUUGUUAUCUUGUUUGUUGUUUUAAUUUAUUUGGUAGAGCAUUCCAAAGAAGUCUGAAAUAAACUUCAAUCUCAGUUUUGUUAUUCAUAUCUGACCUGACCUCGCGGACGUUUGGGAAUUGAUCUAACCUAGUGGUAAUUAGAAAAUGGCGACUAGUUUGGACCAACUGAAAGGCAUGACUGUCGUAGUUGCGGAUACUGGCGAUUUCAACUCGAUCGAGAAAUACAAACCGACUGAUGCUACCACGAAUCCCUCUCUAUUGUUGCAGGCGGCCAAGAUGCCCCAGUAUCAGGAUCUGGUGAAGGAGAUAGUAACCAGCAGUGCAUCAGUGGAAGAGGCAUUCGACAGUCUCUUCGUGGAGUUCGGAUCCCGCAUCCUCCAAAUAGUGCCCGGCAGAGUGUCAACCGAAGUAGAUGCAAGACUGUCUUACGACGUCGACGCACAAGUAGCCAAGGCACGCAAGUUCAUAGAAAUGUAUGAAAAACGAGGUAUUUCGCGAGACAGGAUUCUGAUCAAGCUGAGCAGCACGUACGAGGGAAUAGCCGCCUGUAAGAUCCUGGAGGCGGAGGGGAUCCACUGCAACAUGACGCUUAUUUUCUCAAUUGCUCAGGCGGUGUUGUGUGGUGAGGCUGGUGCGACGUUGAUCUCGCCUUUUGUGGGGCGCAUUCUGGACUGGUAUGUAGCCAACACGGACAAGAAGACCUACGAGGGUCACGAAGAUCCCGGUGUACAGCGAGUGACUCAAGUUUACAAUUACUACAAGAAGCAUGGAUACAAAACAGAAGUGAUGGGCGCUAGUUUCCGAAACGUAGGCGAGAUCAUGGCACUGGCGGGCUGUGAUCUUUUGACCAUCAAUCCGAAACUCCUGGAACCCCUCUCGUCCUCUACUGAGACAGUGACUCGAUAUCUGUCACCAGAGGUUGCAAUGCAGUCAGAUAUGCCGAAAUUGUCAUACGACGAAGCCCAGUUCCGAGAAGCGAUCAAAAGCGACAAAAUGGCCAAUGAGAAAUUAUACGGAGGCGUGGAUGCGUUUUCAUCUGAUGCUGUCAAACUUGAAGAACAAUUGAAAACCAUGUUCGAAGAGUUGAAAAAAUGAACUUUUCUCAUUCCCAAUCGUCGACUCAAUUUGUAAAAUGUAUUAUAGUGGAAUAAGCUGCAAUCUCUCUUUUUGCACUGAUAAAGAAGCAUCCAUGGUGUAUCUUUGUAUGGCAAUUAUGGUUCUGAAUCAAUAUAUAAUUGUUUGUUAUAUUCUUGAAUUGUAAUCUUACUAACUCAAGCGGAGAUGGUGUUAAAGUGCGAGGCUACGUUUUUUAAACGCAAGUCACUGUUGCAAAGGUUCUGCAGUAUAUAAGCAUAAUGAAGUAAAUAUGUUUAGUUUAAGUACAUGAUGUUUGCGAUAUCAGGCAGUCGUAGUAAAAUUGUUAAAGAA
Symsagittifera roscoffensis is the source of this 1705-nucleotide messenger RNA. Its product is annotated as transaldolase-like. The transcript has 4 exons. Gene Ontology annotation, biological process: pentose-phosphate shunt; pentose-phosphate shunt, non-oxidative branch; carbohydrate metabolic process. Gene Ontology annotation, molecular function: transaldolase activity. Bases 422 to 1372 code for a protein of 316 amino acids. The record is from RefSeq and is a predicted model, not a curated record. Gene Ontology annotation, cellular component: cytoplasm; intracellular anatomical structure. NCBI's taxonomy places the organism in Eukaryota, Metazoa, Xenacoelomorpha, Acoela, Convolutidae.